Molecule: messenger RNA, 2516 nt
Organism: Erythranthe guttata (spotted monkey flower)
Lineage: Eukaryota; Viridiplantae; Streptophyta; Magnoliopsida; Lamiales; Phrymaceae
Source: RefSeq, a predicted model, not a curated record
UUGAUAUCUUAACAGAACUAUUAGUAGUCUGGUUUUUUCAUUGUUAGGUAGCAUAAAUGUUAACCAGCUAUAUAUAUGUGUGUUUGAUCCCAGCUUCAGUAAUGUAUCAGACAAAGGAAAAAAAAGAUAUCCUUAGAAAUCAGCUGAUAUUUUCAUAGGCAUAAUAUUGUUAUGAUGUCUCAAAUGCCACUUUUAUCUCUUUCUUGUGUCCUAAUUUUUCAUUUAUUUACAGCAAUUGCAAAUGACAUGUCAUUAGAAACAUACAUUGUUCAUGUUGAUUUACCACACAGCCAAAUCUUAUAUGAUCAAUCCCAAGACUACUUAGAAACCUGGUACAUUUCUUUCUUGCCGACAACUUUAGCUUCGGAAACUGAUCAAACACCACGAAUGGUCUAUUCCUACCGCAAUGUGUUCUCCGGUUUCGCAGCCAAAUUAACACGCGACGAAGCGAAAGCAAUGCAUAAUAAAAAUGGGUUCAUAUCCGCGAGGCCACAAGAAAUAUUUCCAUUACACACAACACACUCACCUAAUUUCCUCGGGCUACACCAAGAUACAGGAUUUUGGAACAAUUCCAACUACGGCAGAGGUGUCAUUAUCGGCGUUUUGGACACCGGAAUAUUCCCCGACCAUCCUUCGUUCGGCGACGAGGGUCCUCCCCCUCCUGCGAAAUGGAAAGGGGUGUGUGAAUUCAACUUCACCGGCGCAUGCAACAACAAGCUCAUUAGAGCAAGGCAUUUCCGGAACGGCAACGGGACCCCCCUUGAUUCCAACGGCCACGGGACGCACACCGCCGGCACCGCUGCCGGCAACUUUGUUGGAGGCGCCAAUAUAUUCGGCAUGGCCAACGGCACUGCUGCCGGCAUAGCCCCCCUGGCCCACAUAGCCGCCUACAAAGUCUGCUCCUCCUCCGGCAGCUCAGAGAGCGACAUACUGGCGGCGAUGGACAUUGCCAUCGAGGAUGGUGUGGACGUGCUCUCCGUCUCACUAGGUGGGCCGUCUAGGCCGUUCCACAGCGACAACAUUGCCGUCGGCGCUUUCGCCGCGACGGAGCGCGGCAUCUUGGUGAGCAUCUCCGCAGGGAACAACGGGCCCGCCAGCGCCACACUGUCGAACGAGGCCCCUUGGAUGCUCACCGUCGGCGCCAGCACGACAGACCGGAAACUAACGGCCACAGCCGUGCUGGGAAAUGCACUAGAGCUCACCGGGGAAUCGGGUUUCCAGCCGAAGCAUUUUCCCGCGAAGCAGCUUCCUCUAGUUUUCCCUGGAUCGAAUACGAGUGACUUCGACUCACGCCAUUGCGGCGAGAGUUCACUGAUCAACACGGGUGUGAAAGGAAAAAUCGUAAUAUGUGAAGUGGGCGGGGGGACUACUUCCCGCCGGAAAGGACAGGCGGUGAAAGACGCCGGUGGGGCCGGCAUGAUUAUUGUCAACACGAGGCGAUAUGGCUACAGCACAUUAGUAGAUGCUCACGUUCUCCCCGCCACAAAUAUCAACUAUGAGGAUGGAAUCAAAAUAUUGGCUUACUUAAACUCGUCUACUUCUCCAACGGCGUCGAUUGUGUUCAAAGGAACAAUAAUCGGGGACAAUACAUCUCCGAUGGUGGCUUGGUUUUCAUCCAGAGGCCCCAGCACAUCAAGCCCCGGAAUUCUCAAGCCCGAUAUCAUAGGUCCCGGAGUCAACAUUCUAGCGGCCUGGCAUAAUUCGGUCGAAAACAACACAAACACGAAAAGCAACUUCAACGUUAUAUCAGGUACGUCAAUGUCGUGCCCGCAUCUCAGUGGGGUUGCAGCACUGCUCAAAAGCGCGCAUCCUGAUUGGUCGCCAGCAACAAUAAAGUCCGCAAUCAUGACCACAGCUGACCAGACGAAUCUCGGAAACCAACCGAUUCUCGAUCAGAGUCAUCUCGCGGCCGAUGUAUACUCGACCGGUGCGGGACAUGUGAAUCCUGCCAGAGUGAACGAUCCAGGGCUCGUGUAUGAUAUCGAACCUCAAGAUUAUGUGCAUUACCUUUGCGGUUUAAAUUACACGCAUAGAGAAAUUUUCAUCAUUCUACAGCGUAAGGUGAAUUGCUCGGCCGAAUCGAGAAUCUCGGAGGGGCAACUUAACUACCCCUCGUUUUCCGUUAGGUCUAAUGAAUCAGCUGAUCAGACGUACACGAGGACGGUGACUAAUGUUGGGGAGGCUAGUUGGCGUUACAAUGUUGAGGUUGUCGCACCACAAGGCAUCGAUGUUAUUGUCGAGCCCCGGACACUUCAUUUCACUGAACUGAACCGGAAAUUGACGUACAAAAUUACGUUUAGAAGAUCAGCAAAUAAUGGCAACACCUCUGUAUCUCAUGGAUACGUUUUAUGGAAAUCGGGUAAGUAUUCGGUUAGGAGUCCAAUUGCUGUUUCUUAGUCGGAUAUAUAAGGUAAUGUUAGGGCUAAAAUAGUAGUGAUUGUAAUAAUCGAGUUUCUUGGGUUUUGUGCUUGUGUUUGUAUGGAGAGUUUGGAGUUAAAGAUUUGGAAUUCAUAUUA